AGAGAAAACCUACAAAUUUCGUCACGGAAGCAACAAUUUGGCUAUAAAAUCGAAUCAGAGCCGUUUGUGAGAAAUUGUGUAAUCUAAAUGAAACUUCAAUGGUGGCUCAGGAUAAAAGUGAAGGGUCGUCUCCUCAGAAAGCUUCCAACACCAAUGAUUCCUUCCUAAGCAAGCUGUCAUCAAACAAGCAAAAGUUCAUGGGAUCAAAAACUGAAUCUCAUAACUCUCAAGGCUGUGUUGAAAGAAACGUGGAAUCCGAGACUAAACCUGCAAAAUACUUGAUAAGGAAGAUCAAGUCUGAAUUCAAUAAUCCAAGAUGUUCUAUAUCUAUCAAAAAGAAGAACGAGGCUGCAGAGCCAUUUCAUCAGCAAGAGAAGAAAUCAAACUCAAUGAGUAAAGGUGAUAAUGAAGAAAGUUCAAGGAGAAAAAUCAAAGUGGUGAACAGUAAUGACCGUGAGGAGAUUGGUGAAGUGGUCAGUAAUUGUCAGAAGAAAGCUCAAGUGAACUUCAAAAGAGAAUCGGAGCAAUCAUAUGAAGAAGAAGUCAAGAAUCAUGAACCAAAGUUCAAAGGAUUCAAUUUCCAGGAGGCUAAGAAAUCAAGCAAGCAACAGAAAUCUCAAAUCCAAACUCAAGUCGAGAAAGAAGGCGGGUCACGUGUGUCAGAUAAAUCACAAGUUAUCAAGUUUGGUGAACUAAUUUUUGAUGGAAAAGACAUUCAAGAGACGAAGAAUCUCAAGUUUAUGAAGAUCAACAAAGAACAAAGCAAGGUGUGUGAGACUAUCAAUCAAGAGGGAGAUAAGAAAAUUGGGAAAUCAAAAGAAGAAUCAAGUGUGAUGGAGAAAAACCCAAUCAAGAUGGAAAGCGUGAAAUUGAGUAAACCUACAAGUUAUGUUGAGGCCCUGAAGAGACCUCCUCCAAUGAAGACCGAAGAAGAUUUGAGGUUGUCACGUUUCAAAGUUUUGAACUGGAAUUGCAGGAGCAACACAAAGGCUCAAGAGGGAGUGUUGAAGUCUGAUCCUUUGAUUGCACCUGCAAAAGACAAAAAUCACAAGUUAACGAUUGAAGAAAAGAAGAAGCAGAAGGAUAAAAGUGAAGGGUCGUCUCCUCAGAAAGCUUCCAACACCAAUGAUUCCUUCCUAAGCAAGCUGUCAUCAAACAAGCAAAAGUUCAUGGGAUCAAAAACUGAAUCUCAUAACUCUCAAGGCUGUGUUGAAAGAAACGUGGAAUCCGAGACUAAACCUGCAAAAUACUUGAUAAGGAAGAUCAAGUCUGAAUUCAAUAAUCCAAGAUGUUCUAUAUCUAUCAAAAAGAAGAACGAGGCUGCAGAGCCAUUUCAUCAGCAAGAGAAGAAAUCAAACUCAAUGAGUAAAGGUGAUAAUGAAGAAAGUUCAAGGAGAAAAAUCAAAGUGGUGAACAGUAAUGACCGUGAGGAGAUUGGUGAAGUGGUCAGUAAUUGUCAGAAGAAAGCUCAAGUGAACUUCAAAAGAGAAUCGGAGCAAUCAUAUGAAGAAGAAGUCAAGAAUCAUGAACCAAAGUUCAAAGGAUUCAAUUUCCAGGAGGCUAAGAAAUCAAGCAAGCAACAGAAAUCUCAAAUCCAAACUCAAGUCGAGAAAGAAGGCGGGUCACGUGUGUCAGAUAAAUCACAAGUUAUCAAGUUUGGUGAACUAAUUUUUGAUGGAAAAGACAUUCAAGAGACGAAGAAUCUCAAGUUUAUGAAGAUCAACAAAGAACAAAGCAAGGUGUGUGAGACUAUCAAUCAAGAGGGAGAUAAGAAAAUUGGGAAAUCAAAAGAAGAAUCAAGUGUGAUGGAGAAAAACCCAAUCAAGAUGGAAAGCGUGAAAUUGAGUAAACCUACAAGUUAUGUUGAGGCCCUGAAGAGACCUCCUCCAAUGAAGACCGAAGAAGAUUUGAGGUUGUCACGUUUCAAAGUUUUGAACUGGAAUUGCAGGAGCAACACAAAGGCUCAAGAGGGAGUGUUGAAGUCUGAUCCUUUGAUUGCACCUGCAAAAGACAAAAAUCACAAGUUAACGAUUGAAGAAAAGAAGAAGCAGAAGGUUAAUGAUGAGGUUAAGUGUCGAGAAAAGAGAAUUAGAGUUCCAAGAGUAAUAGGGUGGCUCUAGCUAGAUGAUGUUGCGUGUCUUAGAGAGUCAUGAGUAUGUUAAGGCAUGUGUGGUUGUGUUUUUUGGUGUAUAAGUAUGUGUGUCUGAGUAUGUAAGAGUUAAGUGAAUUAAUAAUGGUUUGAAGAACCUUUUCUUAAGAGAGAUUGUGAGAGAAACAAAAACCUGAAACGUGA
Molecule: messenger RNA, 2293 nt
Organism: Arabidopsis arenosa
Lineage: Eukaryota; Viridiplantae; Streptophyta; Magnoliopsida; Brassicales; Brassicaceae
Source: the annotation of a GenBank genome assembly